Molecule: messenger RNA, 1443 nt
Organism: Anneissia japonica
Lineage: Eukaryota; Metazoa; Echinodermata; Crinoidea; Comatulida; Comatulidae
Product: protein CNPPD1-like
Exons: 9
Coding region: 94-1341 (415 amino acids)
Biological process (GO): regulation of cyclin-dependent protein serine/threonine kinase activity
Cellular component (GO): cyclin-dependent protein kinase holoenzyme complex; nucleus
Molecular function (GO): cyclin-dependent protein serine/threonine kinase regulator activity; protein kinase binding
Source: RefSeq, a predicted model, not a curated record
UCCAUUGUUGCGACAUCAUUCACUAAAAUUGUCACUACGCUGCUGUACUCUUCAUCACAGAAGAAUUUUGGGCUUAGUCUUAUCUUCUUAAGGAUGGCUGAUUUUGAAGACUUUAUGAGAGUCUCUGAAGAGUGUUUAGAGGACAUAGAACAAUUUGAACGUUCUCCAUUCAACUUGGUAUUAACUGAAAGAUUACGGAAAACAUUGUACUUUGGAAAGGACACACCAGCUAGUGGUCAUGCUCAUCCCCUCACAGACCUAGCAUCACAAUUGUUCCAGAAUAGCAACCAAUCAGGAAUAAGACCAGUAGACACCAGAUAUGUUUCAAAUGUAGCAAGAAAAUCAAGUAUAUCCCCAUGUACUCUGAUGGUUGCAUUGAUUUACUUAGAACGACUCCGACACAAGAAUCCUAAUUACCUAAAAAAUGUGGCCUCUGCUGACCUGUUUCUUGUUACAAUGAUGAUUGCUACCAAAUUUUCUUAUGACGAAGGAGAAGAUGAAGAAAUGUUUAAUGAUGAAUGGGCUAAGGCUGGAAACCUUGAUACUGAAAGUGUACAUAAGCUAGAAAAAGAAUUUCUAUGUGCAAUAGAUUGGGAUCUGUUUGUCAAGCCUCCAGACUUCCUAAAAUGUCUCAAUCAAGUAGAACAGACGAUUGCUCUGAAGGAGGGUAGCAGGCGAGGAUGGUUUUCCUACACCGAUCUCUCUAUUCUCCUCAACAACCCCAACUAUCUACAGGCUAUGCUAACGAUGCUGGAUCACAUGAUGAAGAUCAUGUGUGCAUGUAUACUGACUUACAGUUUCUUGGCAACAUCUGCCAUUUUCUCUGUUGUUGCCUUCCACCAAGCACAAGCACCGACUUUGGAUUCCUCAACCCACCAUCUCAUGUUUGGAUCCUUAGCCAACCGUGCUACUCAAGCUAACGCUCCAUUGGACAGUGUGUACACGGAAAUAAUUCUGAAAAUGACAGGCGAACCAAUCACAGACAAUGUAUCAUCAGAACAUGGCUUAGAAGAUCAUGUUUAUGGUAGGAAGAUAGGUGAAGAACCAAUCACAAACCAUGUUUCAUCUGGAUAUUAUGAUACUGCCAAAGUGGCAAAAGGACGACCAAUCACACGUUGCAUCUCAUCCCAACUUGGAUUUAAGAAUCGUAGUCGUACCAAUGAAAAUCAUGAUGGACUGAAACCCAAUCUUGAAUGUGAACAUGUUAAUCGUCUGAGAAAGUCUAAGCCUGUGAUGGUGUGGAGGGAUCCAGUGCUAUUAAUGUCCCAAAAUCUUUAUAUAGCACUUACAACUGGUCUACACCAUCUGCAUGAUUCAAUUGGAGUCUUUGCUUCAGGAUGAACUUGUCAAGAAUACUCAAGGUGCCUGAGACAAAUUACAUGAAUAUUCUAUUUUUCCAGUUGGUUCUUUAGAAAUAAAAUUUAUUUACUCUUGAUUUGCAUA